UUAUAAGUUGCUUUUAAUUAUGACAAGGAUCGGCUAAUUCAUAUUCAUAGGCUAAGAAGUCGCCCCACCGCAUAUCACAAGAUCUGUGGAUAUUCCUGUUAGAUUUUUUGAUUCGGAAACUUUUUGCACGUUAGGAAAUUUUCAGAGAAUACGACAUGGCCAAUGUGAUUUAGUCCUUUUGUAAGUAAUGAUUCAUAUAGAAUUAAUAAAGGUCUUUGCUCAAAUAUCGCUUUAUUAUUGAAUAAAAAUGGACACAGGUCCUAAACAGAAGAGAGAAAUCAAUCCACGUUACAAAGCAAAUAUAUUUUCCAUUUUAACUUUUGGAUUUACGUUAGAAACAUUCAAACUAGGAUACAACCGAGAUAUCAGGGAAAAUGAUUUGUAUGCACCUUUACCUGAACACAGAUCUGAUAUUUUGGGUGAUGCAAUUCAACGAACAUGGGAAAAUGAAGUGGAAGAUUGUAGCCGCAGUCUCAGAGAACGAAAGCCAAGCCUGUGGAAAGUCCUUUUAAAAGUAUUUGGAUGCGAGAUGAUGUUAUACGGCUUGGUAUUGGCUUCUAUGGAGUUUAUUAUCAGAUUGCAACAACCGUUGUUUCUUGGUCUCCUACUGCGAUAUUACAGCCCUGUUCAAGAAGAGCGAAAUGAGACCAUUCACUCAACCUAUCUUUCUCGCCUUUUUUCGUACUAUGACGUUCACGCCAACGUCACGUGGGGGGAAGCCGUGUUCUUCGCUUUUGGAGUAGUUUUCUGCAGUGCCAUCAACGUUUUCGUAGCCCAUCCCUUCAUGAUGGGCGUCAUGCAUAUCGGUAUGAAAAUGCGAGUCGGUGUAUGCAGUCUUAUUUACAGAAAGGCACUAAAAGUGAGUCUCCAGGCUCUGUCUGAAAAUGAUGGUGGAAUGGUAGUCAACUUAAUGGCAAAUGACGUCAAUCGGUUCGAUACGGGACCUCUUUUUGCCCAUUACCUCUGGAUUGGGCCAAUUGAGAUUAUUUUGAUGACAAUAUAUUUAUAUCGUGAACUAGGAAUGCCUGCCAUUUACGGAUCCUUGGUUAUUAUUGCUAUGAUCCCGUUUCAAAUAUUUCUGGGCACACAAACCUCUAUCUACAGAAAAGGAACGGCUUUAAAAACUGAUGAAAGAGUAAGAUUGAUGAAAGAAAUCAUAAUGGGUAUGGAAGUUAUAAAAAUGUAUACUUGGGAACAGCCAUUUCAAAACCUUAUAGCCAGUAUAAGACGCAACGAAAUCUACUAUAUAAAGAUGACGUCAUACAUCCGCGGUGUGGUACUGUCGUUCAUAAUGUUCACCUCGCGCUUCGCAAUCUUCAUUGCCGUGCUGCUAUACGUCUCCUUCGUGAGCCGCAUCACCGUCGAAAAUGUCUUCUUCCUCACCUGCUACUACAACAUCUUGAAACAAACCAUGACGUUGUACUUUCCGCAAGCCGUUGGCCAGAUAGCAGAAUUGAACGUGGCAAUACAAAGAAUAAGAGACUACUUACUCAGUGAAGAAUGCGAACUCCCUUCAAAAGAAGGCUCUGUAGAGAGAGUAUCAAUAAGCCGACCUAAGAAAAAAGUUACCAUUAUUGUAGAACCAAUUAUAGCUCCAAAUCGAACCAAUAAUGAUGAACUACCUAGCACGAGCCAGAAUAAACCUAUGGAUAAAAAUCGAAUCCACGGGGCCGUUAUUACAUUCACGAACGCUUGCAGCCGAUGGAUUAAAUCUUCAGGAAAAGACGAUGUGAAAUGCUUAAACAUUAAAAUUUUGUCCGAAUCACUGACUACAAUUGUUGGAGGAGUUGGUUCUGGAAAAUCGACGAUAUUGCAUAUGAUCUUGGGCGAACUACCUUGCUCUAGUGGCAGCGUGGAGACCAUCGGGUCCGUCAGCUAUGCAAGCCAAGAUCCUUGGCUCUUUGUUGGGUCUGUUCGCCAGAAUAUCCUUUUCGGACAACCUUUCAAAAGAAAUCGUUACAUGGAAGUAUGUAAAGUAUGCGCAUUGGAAAGAGACAUAUCUCUGUUCCCUCACGGAGACAAAACUGUUGUAGGCGAGCGAGGGGUCUCCCUUAGCGGAGGUCAACGCGCGAGGAUCAACUUGGCUAGAGCCGUAUAUAAAGAAGCUGAUAUCUAUUUGCUGGAUGAUCCAUUAUCAGCUGUGGAUACACAAGUCGCUAAACAUAUUUUUGAAAAAUGCAUCAAAAAGUAUUUGGAAGAUAAGACAGUAAUAUUAGUAACUCAUCAGUUGCAGUUUAUAAAAUCAGUGGAGCAGAUAGUUGUUAUGGAAAAAGGAAAAGUUCUUGCAGAAGGCAACUACAAGGAGCUGCAAGAGCAAGAGCUGAAGAUAUUCGAAAUGAUGGAGACCAACCGGCGGGAAGUCCACGAAGAUGACAGCACCAGCAUACAACAAAGCACUUCCGUCAGUCAACCUAGUACUAUUAGCAAACGGGCAUGGUCGGCUGUUUUAGAAACCAGCAUAUCAGAACAAAAGCAAGAAGCAGAGAUUCAGACGUCAGGUCGCGUACAUGGCUCGGUUUACCAAGAAUACUUCAUGACAGCAGCGUCAUGCCCGCUGGUCUCCUUCGUCUGCUUCCUGUUUCUUCUAGCCCAAGCCUGCGCCAGCGCUUGCGACUAUUGGAUAAGCCGAUGGAGUAAUGUAGAAGAUAAAUUGACUGGGGAUACCACGUUGGACAACAUUAUAUGGUCAGAACAAGGACUAGGACGGAAACAGUUUUGUUUGAUUUUCGGCGCGAUCACGGUGGCUACUAUCAUAGUUGCGUUAAUUCGGGCCUUCUCGUUCUUUUCUUUGUGCAUGAAGUCAUCAAUCGCGCUACACGAUAUGAUGUUCGAGGCAAUUUCGCGUUCACCUAUGAGUUUUUUCCACACAAACCCAUCAGGCAGGGUUUUAAACCGCUUCAGUAAAGACAUGGGAGCAGUUGAUGAGCUAUUACCUCAAGCGAUGAUUGAUUGUUUCCAGAUAAUCCUUAAUUUGAUUGGUGUCAUCAUAGUGAUUCUGCUGACUGAUAUCGCUCUUUUAAUACCGAUAUUUACCGCUCUUAUAAUAUUUUACAUAUUACGGACCGUUUACAUAAAAACUACUGGCGCUGUAAAACGAUUGGAAGGAAUAACUCGCAGUCCCGUGUUCAGUCACAUCAACGCCACCGUGAUGGGCCUGGCCACCAUUCGCUCGUACGGCGCCGAACUCCUCUUGGCCGUGGAGUUCGACCGCCACCAGGACUUGCACAGCGCCGCUUGGUACCUCUUCAUCACGUGCAGUCGCGCUUUCGGCUACUUCCUCGACUGCAUCUGUCUGCUCUUCAUUAUCUGCGUCACAUUCAGCUGUUUAAUGAAAACUGAAAUGGAGGGCAGUCAAAUAGGCCUGGCGAUCACUCAGUCGAUAUCGCUGACUGGCAUCUUCCAGUGGGGCAUGCGGCAGUCGGCCGAGAUGGAGAACCAGAUGACCAGCGUCGAGAGAGUGCUGGAUUACACCAAGUUACACCGGGAGCCUGCGCUCAUUACUCCUGAAGAAAAGCGACCACCGCCCGGUUGGCCCAAAGAAGGUGCCAUAAACUUCCAGAAUCUCAGCCUGAAAUAUAUAUCCGAUGGAAGUUAUGUCUUACACAAAUUAACGUUUCAAAUCAAACCUCAGGAGAAGAUCGGAAUAGUGGGUCGUACAGGGGCGGGCAAAUCUUCCAUAAUACAGGCAUUAUUCAGAUUGGCAUACUUGGAAGGAACCAUCUUGAUAGACGAUGUGGACAUCUCCACGCUCGGCCUUCACGACUUGAGGAAGAAAAUUUCUAUUAUUCCACAGGAACCAGUACUAUUCAGUGGUACGUUGAGGAAGAAUUUGGAUCCUUUCAACAACUAUCCGGAUAGCGUGCUGCUGAAUGCGCUGUACAAUGUUGAGAUGCAGAUGGAUCUAGAGGGUGCAGACAUGCUCUACUACCCAGUGGCGGAAGGCGGUGGUAACUUCAGCGUGGGCGAACGCCAGCUAGUGUGCUUGGCGCGCGCCAUCGUCAACAACGACCGCAUCCUGGUGCUGGACGAGGCGACCGCGAACGUGGACGCGCAGACCGACGCUCUCAUCCAGACCGCCAUCAGAGAACACUUCAACCACUGCACUGUGCUCACGGUUGCGCAUAGGUUGAACACCGUCAUUGACUCUGAUAAGAUUCUAGUACUGGACGCCGGCAAGCUGAUAGAGUUCGACCACCCGCAUAAGUUGCUGCAGAACAAGAAGGGCGCCUUCCGGAGAAUGGUGGCCGAGACUGGACCCACCAUGGCGCAGCUCCUGCACCAGCAAGCGGCACAGAGCUAUAAGAAGACGGAGGCGAAGUGAUAAAAUGUUUUUGAAAAUAUAUUUUAUUAUAAAAUAUUUUAUAUUUAAUAUUAAUUACAUAUUACAAUAAAUAACAUAUUUAUACACAUAACGUU
Plodia interpunctella (Indianmeal moth) is the source of this 4416-nucleotide messenger RNA. RefSeq names its product ATP-binding cassette sub-family C member 4-like. Gene Ontology annotation, cellular component: membrane. The record is from RefSeq and is a predicted model, not a curated record. NCBI's taxonomy places the organism in Eukaryota, Metazoa, Arthropoda, Insecta, Lepidoptera, Pyralidae. Gene Ontology annotation, biological process: transmembrane transport. Gene Ontology annotation, molecular function: ATP hydrolysis activity; ABC-type transporter activity; ATP binding. The transcript is spliced from 29 exons. The coding region runs from base 248 to 4321 and encodes 1357 amino acids.